Salvia miltiorrhiza (redroot sage) is the source of this 1869-nucleotide messenger RNA. Its product is annotated as probable ADP-ribosylation factor GTPase-activating protein AGD11. The record is from RefSeq and is a predicted model, not a curated record. Gene Ontology annotation, molecular function: phospholipid binding; GTPase activator activity. The coding region runs from base 403 to 1584 and encodes 393 amino acids. The transcript is spliced from 10 exons. Lineage: Eukaryota; Viridiplantae; Streptophyta; Magnoliopsida; Lamiales; Lamiaceae.
ACCACCAUUAAAGUUUCUUCCCCCAACUCUCUUCUGCAAUUUUAUUAUUAAUAGUAAAUAAUAAUCCAAUGCAUUAUCCACCACCCUUCCCUUUCUGCCUGCGAUUUCUGCUUUCACAAUUCACAAUUAUCCAAAUUCCAAUUAUCAAUCCUCUGAUUAUUCCCGUUUCCAAAAAGUUUAAAAAAAUCCUGACAUUUAUUGUUCAUCCGCACAAAUCAUUACCAACUUGGCCUUUAUUUAAUUCAAUUCCAUGCAACUACUUCUGGGGGUGAACGUGUGUCCAAGUUUUCCAAUGAUUUAAUCAUCAACACCAACCUCAAUUAACACCCCACCUCCCCAUCACUAAGAAAAGCGGCAAAAUGGUUUCCUUGUGAUCUGAAUUUGAAAUUGUCCGAGGUCCAAAUGUCUGUUGAACAAGAGAAUGAGGAAUCUGAAACUGAAACUGUUUCAGUCGCAGGUUCUUGUCUUUAUGAUCUUCUAAAAUUGGAAACCUGGGAGGACAGUCCAAAGAAAUCACAACAACCUUCUCCCUGUGCGAGAAAGAGGCUGGAGAGUGUAUUAACUGAAGCUGGCAAUGAUUUCUGUGCCGAUUGUGGAGCUCCAGAUCCAAAAUGGGUAUCUUUGACCAUUGGAGCAUUCAUAUGUAUAAAGUGCUCUGGCGUCCAUAGAAGCCUCGGGGUGCAUAUAACAAAGGUUUUGUCUGUGAAGCUUGAUGAGUGGACGGAUGAGCAAGUUGAUGCCUUAAUUGAAAUGGGAGGAAACAAUGCCGUAAACUUCAAAUAUGAAACCAACAUUCCCGAAGAUUACAGCAAACCGAAACCGGAUGCAUCUGCAGAGGAACGCGCUGAUUUCAUAAGGAGAAAAUACGAGCUUCAACAGUUUGUUAACAAUGAAUUACCGAUGUGCUGCCCUUUUCCAGCGUCAUCUACAGCAUCCCAUAGCCGUUCUUCAAGUUGUUCUUCUCAAUCAGGAUCCGAGAAAAAACACUACAAAAAACAAACCACUACACGCAUGCAUGGUCUGGGGAACGCAUUUCGUUAUAGUUGGAGACGAGAGCACAAGGCAGCAAAGAAAAGCAACUCGAUGGCAGGUAUGGUUGAAUUCGUAGGAUUGAUUAAUGUGAACAUCGUAAGAGGCACCGACCUAGCUGUCCGGGAUAUGGUUUCUAGUGACCCGUACGUCAUCCUCAAUCUCGGAAAUCAAUCUAUGAAAACACGAGUCAUAAAGAAUAACCUCAACCCGGUGUGGAAUGAAAAACUAAUGUUGUCAAUCCCAGAAGAUAUCCCUCCCCUUAAAUUGCUAGUAUACGACAAGGAUACCUUCUCAACAGAUGACUUCAUGGGGAGUGCGGAGAUUGAUAUUCAACCACUUCUCUCCGCUGCAAAAGCGACAGAAUAUUCGUCCAUUAGUGAGCCGAUGCAGCUGGGGAAUUGGAAAGCGAGCAAAGAGGAGAACACCCUCGUGAGGGAUGGUGCCAUCAUCUUAGAAGACGGUAAGGUGAAACAGGAAAUCGCUAUCAGGUUGCAGAACGUCGAGAGGGGAAUCUUGGAGAUUGAGCUUGAAUGCAUGCCUCUCACACAAUAGCUGCAUAUAUAUAUGCAUGAUGUGGCUUAUUAGCAAGUUUGUCAACUUAGGUAACAAUAUGUGUUCCUAUAUAUUUAUCUUCAUAUAUAUCUGAGCCCUUUUGCUUCAUCUGUUAUUAGAGAAUUAAUGGGUUUUCCAGCUCAGAAAUUUUGUGCAUCUUAUGUGUUGUAGAAUUGUAAGAAAGAGUGAUGCAGUGGCGUAGCAUCCAUUUGUUGUACAUGAUCAUCGACUUCUCUUGCUUAACUUACUCAUAAUUACUAAAAAAUCAUUAAGUUAUUUGCUCUA